AUGUUCGCUUCCAAGCUUGUCCUCGCCGCCUUUGCCUGCCUCGCUCUCGAAGCUGCCGCCGCUCCUCUCGGUGACUACGCCAACCUCGCCAACGGAGACAUCGCCAACGGAGUCCAAGUUCUUGACAUUGCCGACCAAGUCACCAAUGCUUUGAACAACCCUCACGCCGACAUGUCCGGCAUCAACACCAAGCGAUUGUUGGAUGACGCCACCGCCGCGAAUGGCAACAUCGCCAACGGAGUCCAAGUCCUUACCAUCCUUGGACAGAUUCAACAGGCGCUCAACAACCCUCACACUCAAGUCAAUGGCGUCAACACCAAGCGAGCCCCUCUUGGAGACGAUGCUACUCUUGCCAACGGUGACAUUGCCAAUGGAGUUCAAGUCAUUGACAUUCUUGGUCAAAUCACCGGCGCCGGUAACAACCCCUUCACCUCAGUCAAGGGCAUCAACACCAAGCGAUCCCCUCUUGGAGAUGACGCUACCCUCGCCAACGGUGAUAUUGCCAACGGUGUCCAGGUUCUCAGCAUUCUGGACCAGAUCACUGGCGCAUUCAACAACCCUUUCGGCUCCGCUAAGGAAAUCAACACCAAGCGAUCCCCUCUCGCCGAUGAUGCUGAUGUUCUGAACGGAGACAUUGCCAACGGAGUCCAAGUCCUCACCAUUCUUGGACAGAUCAGCAAUGCUCUCAACAACCCUUCCGCCAAGAUGUCCAACGUCAACACCAAGCGAUCGCCCUUGGCAGAUGAUGCUAGUCUUGGAAAUGGAGACAUUGCCAACGGUGUUCAAGUCUUGACCAUUGCCAACGAGAUCUCCCAGGCUUUGAGCAACCCUCACGCCCAGGUCUCUGGUAUCAACACCAAGCGACUCGUCGAUGGAGUCACUGCUCUCAACGGUGACAUCGCCAAUGGCGUCCAAGUCAUUGCCAUUGCCAACGAGAUCAGCCAAGCUUUGAACAACCCUCACGCUCAGGCGUCGGGUGUCAACACCAAGAGACUCGUCGACGACUUGACUGGACUCAACGGCGACAUUGCCAACGGGGUCCAGGUCCUCGAUAUCGCGGAUCAGAUCACCGGAGCCUUCAACAACCCCUUUGGAAAGGCUUCAGGUGUCAACACCAAGCGACUCGUCGACGACUUGACGGGAUUGAAUGGUGACAUUGCCAACGGGGUCCAGGUCCUCGAUAUCGCCGACCAAAUCACUGGAGCGUUCAACAACCCUUUUGCGUCUUCCUCCAAGCUCAACACCAAGCGACUCGUCGACGGAUUGACCGCGCUCAACGGAGACAUUGCCAACGGUGUCCAGGUCUUGGAUAUCGCUGACCAGAUUACUGGAGCUUUCAACAACCCCCAUGCCCAAUUUUCUGGCUACAACACCAAGCGACUUGUAGACGGUCUCACAGCCUUGAAUGGUGACAUUGCGAACGGUGUCCAGGUCCUCGACAUUGCCGAUGAGAUCACAAACGCCAUGAACAACCCUCACAUGCAAGCCUCUGGAAUCAACACCAAGCGUCUGCUUGAUGGACUUGAUGCCUUGAACGGAAACAUUGCCAACGGUGUUCAGGUCUUGGCCAUUGCCGAUGAGGUCAGCCAGAUCCUCAACAACCCAUCUUACAAAGCCUCUGGAGUCAACACAAAAUAG
This is a messenger RNA of Kockovaella imperatae, 1638 nucleotides long. RefSeq lists its product as hypothetical. Bases 1 to 1638 code for a protein of 545 amino acids. NCBI's taxonomy places the organism in Eukaryota, Fungi, Basidiomycota, Tremellomycetes, Tremellales, Cuniculitremaceae. The transcript has a single exon. The record is from RefSeq and is a predicted model, not a curated record.